Molecule: messenger RNA, 1488 nt
Organism: Galendromus occidentalis (western predatory mite)
Lineage: Eukaryota; Metazoa; Arthropoda; Arachnida; Mesostigmata; Phytoseiidae
Exons: 2
Coding region: 1-1488 (495 amino acids)
Biological process (GO): DNA integration
Molecular function (GO): nucleic acid binding
Source: RefSeq, a predicted model, not a curated record
AUGACCAAGGUGUUAAAUAUCUCGAGUUAUAACACGAUAGCCGCGAUAGUAUCGGCGAUGGCCGCUUGGCGGCAUUGGAGUCGAACACCCGCGUCGGCCGACGUCGACGGCACGACGAUAAGGAUAAUCGCCUGGUGUCAGCACCAACAUUGCCGAGCCGAAAUCGACGCUACGCGGGCAGGGGAGCGGCCUCAAACGACAUCGAAACUCGCAGCAUUCAAAUUAUUUCUCGACGAAGACGGGCUACUCCGGGCCGAGACCCGACUCACCGAAGGCCCCUUCUUCACCUACGACGAGCGAAACCCAGUUGUCAUUCCUGGCGAGUCCAGAUUCGCUAAGUUGCUCAUUAUGGACUCGCAUCGGGUGAACGCCCACUUCGGCGUGAAUACGAUCCUGAAUCACCUCCGGCGACGGUUUUGGGUUACUCGGGCUCGGCAGAUAAUUAAGGGAAUCCUGCAUCGAUGUGUCACCUGCCGACGGAGACAGGGAAAAUUUGCCCGACAGAUCGAGGCCCCGCUCCCCGAGGCCCGCUUGGAGUUCACGGUUCCUUUCCGAGUGACCGGAAUCGACUUCUGUGGACCGUUCUUUGUCACCCAUCAGAAGACCACCUCGAAGGCGUACGUAGCGUUGUUCACUUGUGGAGCAAGUCGCGCGAUUCACCUAGAGCUGGUGCCAUCACAGAGUACUCCGCAAACUCAUUUGGCGAUCCGACGUUUCCUUGCUACGUAUCCCGGUUGCGUCAAGUUCAUCUCGGAUAAUGGUUGUAAUUUCGUGAAAGCUGCGACGGAUAUCAAACGUCUCUUCAAUGCGAUGAAGAAGAAAGAGACAGCCGAGACUUUGGAGGGACGAUCGAUAGAUUGGACUUUCAACUGCCCGCGGGCGCCCUGGAGGGGCGGAUUUUUCGAGCGUAUGGUAGGACUUGUGAAGGCCGCGCUCACUAAAGGGCUUGGCCGGCGCCUCCUUGGUUAUGAGGAAUUCCGCACAGUCCUAUGCGAACUCGCUGCGGUCGUCAAUGAUCGACCGAUAACACACGCGCCGACGGAUUCCGAGGACCCGCUAGCAUUGACGCCGGCUCAAUUUCUCCGUGGCGGCCCCCACCAUCCAGCCCUUGCUGCUGACCUACCCGUCGACGCUCUUCCGGGCGACAAACCAGUGUCGGGCGAAGAACUGCGAAAGAAUUUCGUUGCGAGGAGAUCGUAUUUCAAGGACCUCUCCGUGCGGUGGUUCCGCGAAUAUAUGCUCCUCCUCAAGUCGGCAAAUCAAACGAGAGGGCUCUCGGCUGACCCCAUCCGGGUGGGCCACGUUUGCCUCCUGAAGGAGGACAAUUUACCAAGGAUCCGCUGGAAGCUCGUCCGAAUCGUUGACGCUCACCGGGGUCGCGAUGGAAAUAUCCGAACGUAUACUGUAAAAGUUUUCAAAUCUAAGAACGUCUCGCCGUGCCGCCCAGCUAUUGUGUCCGCUGGAGGUGACGGCGGACGAGGCAACUGA